AUGGGUUUUACCUCAAAUUAUUCGUUAAAGUGGUGUUCUUUAACAUUUUUUAUUAUAUUUCUAAGAAUAAAAAAUUUAUUGGCAGACGAAAUAAUAGAUAAAGAUUAUUUUGGAGAAUAUCCCUGGGAAAGAAGUGGAAAAUUUGAGGGUGAUAUAAUAGCUAUGGAUGAUAAUGCUAUUUCUGUUCGUAACGCUGUUUCAAGUAAAGCUAGAUUAUGGCCAAAUGGUACCAUACCGUAUUUAAUUGAUCCAAAAUUUGAAUCACAGCAUGUUGCUGCCCUUUUAGAAGUAUUUGACGCAUUUGAAGAGAAAACAUGCAUAAAUUUUAGACCAAAGAAAAGAAAUGAUCAACAUUGGAUAUAUAUUGUAACAGAAAAAUUUGGUUGUUUUACACAUGUUGGAUUAAUCCCAGCGCUCCGUGAACACAAAGUAAAUUUGGAUAAGGAAAAUUGUAUAGUUCGUGGUACAAUUAUUCAUGAAUUAAUGCAUGUACUGGGAUUUUAUCAUCAACAAUCUACAACAAAUCGUGAUGAUUAUGUGGAUAUUUUAUGGGAUAAUAUUAAACCUGAAACGUUUAUUAAUUUUUCGAAGUACAAUUCUAACAAAGUAAACGAUUUAAAUUUUGAUUAUGAUUAUGCAAGUGUAAUGCAUUACAGUAUGCGAGCAUUUGCUAAAAAUAGAAACUUAAUUACAAUAAUGCCAUUGAAAAGUAAUGUGAUUAUUGGACAACGUAAUGAUUUUAGUGCAAUAGAUAUUUUAAAGAUUCGUGCAAGAUAUAAUGAAGAAUGUUAUGGGAAAAAGAAUCUUAAUGAAUGA
Molecule: messenger RNA, 816 nt
Organism: Chrysoperla carnea
Lineage: Eukaryota; Metazoa; Arthropoda; Insecta; Neuroptera; Chrysopidae
Product: zinc metalloproteinase nas-13-like
Exons: 5
Coding region: 1-816 (271 amino acids)
Biological process (GO): proteolysis
Molecular function (GO): metalloendopeptidase activity; zinc ion binding
Source: RefSeq, a predicted model, not a curated record